AUGCGCUUCUCUCAAGUGAUAACUGCCGCCCUGCUGGUAGCCUGCGCAUCGGCUCAACAGCUCAACAAGGGCGAGACGUGUACCUCCAAUCGCAAUUGCGAAGCGCGUUGCGGUGGGGGCGAGUUCAGCAUAUCCUCCGGCAAGUUUGUCUGCUCUAAUGACAACGCAAAUAAUGAGAAAGUGUUCUCCUGUCUGGGUUGUACGAAUCUUCCAGAGUCCAAUGCGGACAGAAUUUCGGAAAUAUGUACAGAGGUGACAAGCGAGGGGGACAAGGAUAUAUACUGCAUCAUUGAAAAUGAAGGCUUUGCCAGUCAUUGUGAAUAUUACAAUGGAGAGCUGAAGAAGGUCAAAGAGCUUUCCACUUAUGACGAAGCAGUGGAUGCUUGCAAGAAGGCAUCGGGAAAAUAA
This is a messenger RNA of Trichophyton verrucosum HKI 0517, 408 nucleotides long. RefSeq lists its product as uncharacterized. The record is from RefSeq and is a predicted model, not a curated record. Lineage: Eukaryota; Fungi; Ascomycota; Eurotiomycetes; Onygenales; Arthrodermataceae. The transcript has a single exon. Bases 1 to 408 code for a protein of 135 amino acids.